CAUCGGUACACGUUCAUGAACGGGAACCUCUCGCAGGUCAUCAAUGACGCCAUUCUCAUGACCUCGAUUAUGGACACCUACUUUCAAGAUGUCAACAUGAGGAUACAUCUCAAAGCUCUCGAAGUGUGGACACACAGUAACAGAAUAUACCUCGGAUAUCCCGAGUUAUCCGAAGUUUUAGGCAGAUUUCUGCUGUACAGAAAGAGUGUGCUUAAUAAACGACUUCCGGCAGACUGGGCACAUUUGUAUGUCCACAAGAAAUACUCGGAUGCCCUGGCGUGGUCCUUUGGAAGAGUGUGUUCUCUAGAGCAUGUCGGAUCUGCCAGUAGUUUACUCGACGUGAACAUCCUCGCCCCUGCCACCUGGUCUGCUCAUGAGCUGGGCCACGCUGUGGGAAUGCUGCACGACGAAGAAUACUGCCAGUGUAAGGGGAGGCUUAAUUGCAUCAUGGGCACAGGACGCUCUGGGUUCAGCAAUUGUAGCUAUAUUCAUUUUUUCCAACACGUAUCUUCAGGAGCAACAUGUCUCAACGAUAUCCCAGGACUUGGCUAUGUGAUUAAGAGAUGUGGAAACAGAAUUGUGGAAGACGAUGAGGAAUGUGAUUGUGGUUCCACGGAGGACUGUCGAGGAGAUCGGUGCUGCCAGUCCAACUGCAGACUGAAACUCGGUGCCAACUGCAGCAUUGGGCUUUGCUGUCAUGACUGUGCCUUUCGCCCGUCUGGAUACGUGUGUAGACGGGAAGAAAAUGAAUGUGACCUUGCAGAGUACUGUGAUGGGAGCUCAAGUGUCUGCCCGGAUGACUUCUAUAAGCAGGACGGAACCCCUUGCAAGUACGAUGGUCGUUGUUUCCGUAAGGGGUGCCGAUCCAGAUAUAUGCAGUGCCAGAGCAUUUUUGGGCCAGAUGCCAGGGAGGCUCCUGACCGGUGCUACGAGGCAGUUAAUUUAAUAGGUGACCAGUUUGGUAACUGUGAGAUCACAGGAAUUCGAAAGUUUCAAAAGUGCAAAAGGGAAGAUUCAGUCUGCGGCAGGCUGCAGUGUAUAAACGUCCAAACCCUCCCCGACUUGCCAGACCACACGACGGUGAUUUCCACUUAUUUGCAGGCAGAAAAUCUCAAGUGCUGGGGCACCGGCUAUCAUCUGUCCAUGCAACCCUUGGGGAUACCGGACACGGGUGUGAUCAACGAUGGCACCUCCUGUGGAGUGGACCGGGUAUGUGUCAACAGAACUUGUGUGAAUAGCUCAGUGCUGCAGUUUGACUGCUUGCCUGACAAGUGCAAUGCCCGCGGUGUGUGCAACAAUCGAAAAAACUGCCAUUGCAUGUAUGGCUGGGCCGCUCCUUCCUGUGAGCUGGAAGGGUUCGGAGGAAGCGUUGACAGUGGGCCUCCCGGACCCAUAAGCGUGGAGGUGUCCUCCGGGCCCAUUCCGGUUGUGUUCAUUAUGGUGCUUCGCUUUGUUUUGCUGAUCCUCUCAGUUACAUUUGUGUUUUUCUGGCAAAUGAUAGGAAACUAUCUGAAAAAGGAAAAUACCGAAGCACCAAAAUUUGAAGCACACACGGCACAUAAUGAGCCUACUACUGUACUCGAUGAACCUAAAGCAAACAUUGCAAGUAAACCCUCCAAAGCAAAGAAUGUCAAGAAACUAAAAAAGUAACUACGCAAUCCCCAGGCUCAUGGA
This is a messenger RNA of Carlito syrichta (Philippine tarsier), 1674 nucleotides long. Its product is annotated as disintegrin and metalloproteinase domain-containing protein 30-like. Gene Ontology annotation, molecular function: metalloendopeptidase activity. The coding region runs from base 16 to 1650 and encodes 544 amino acids. NCBI's taxonomy places the organism in Eukaryota, Metazoa, Chordata, Mammalia, Primates, Tarsiidae. Gene Ontology annotation, biological process: proteolysis; male gonad development. Gene Ontology annotation, cellular component: sperm head plasma membrane; external side of plasma membrane; plasma membrane. The record is from RefSeq and is a predicted model, not a curated record. The transcript has a single exon.